UGAGCCGGGGGCGUGUUGACUUUCCGGGGACGGCGCUCAUGGAGGCUCGGGAAUAGCGAGGCGUCUGGAGGGGUUCGCCGGCCGCCGCCAUGUUCGGCUGCCUGGUGGCGGGCAGGCUGGUUUCCAUGAUCCUGGGGUUGUGCCAGCCAGGUGGUCAACAGCCACUUCUUAGUGACUUGGCAACCUCUUCUGCACCCUAUUUUCCUCCUACGCACAUGGGGAGCGAAGACUAUGAAAACAUCAACCAUGUAGUGGUCUUCAUGCUGGGAACUAUACCAUUUCCAGAUGGAAUGGGAGGAUCUGUCUAUUUUUGUUACCCAGACCAGAGUGGGAUGGCAGUGUGGCAGCUGCUGGGGUUUGUCACUAAUGAGAAGCCAAGUGCCAUCUUCAAAAUUUCUGGUCUGAAAUCUGGGAAGGGAAGUCAACAUCCCUUUGGUGCCAUGAACCUCCCACAGACGCCAACAGUGGCUCAGAUUGGAAUCUCAGUGGAACUGCUGGAGAACCUGGCCCAGCAGACUCCUGUUGCAAGUGCUGCUGUGUCAUCAGUAGAUUCAUUCACGGAGUUCACUCAGAAGAUGUUGGAUAAUUUCUAUAACUUUGCUUCCUCGUUUGCUGUUACUCAGGCACAGAUGACCCCAAAUCCUUCUGAAGCUUUCAUUCCUGCAAAUGUAGUUCUGAAAUGGUAUGAAAACUUCCAGAGACGUCUGACACAGAACCCUCUCUUUUGGAAAACAUAAGCUUAAAUUCUGUCAUUUAGAGUUCUUUCUAAAGUGUUACCUGAAAGAUGCAUCAAAUAGCUCCACUGAAGAUUUUCGGGGGGGAAAAAGGGAAAAAACCCAAACAACGAUUAGUCUAAAUAGACAAACUAGUAACUUUUAUAUUACUCUUGAACAGUAUUUAAAAUUAAAAUCAAUGAAAAUGACUACUCUGCAUGUUGGUUUAUUUAACUGAAGUGCUUGGCUGCAACAAGAAAUCAGUGUUCCAUGUAGAAAUACUUAUUUGAAACUGCAUUUAAAGUGGAAAAAAUUACAAGAUGAAAAAUGGCA
Messenger RNA from Hirundo rustica (Barn swallow), 1046 nucleotides. It is a transcript of the gene HIKESHI, whose product is annotated as heat shock protein nuclear import factor hikeshi. Lineage: Eukaryota; Metazoa; Chordata; Aves; Passeriformes; Hirundinidae. Gene Ontology annotation, biological process: protein import into nucleus. The transcript has 6 exons. The coding region runs from base 90 to 737 and encodes 215 amino acids. Gene Ontology annotation, cellular component: cytosol; nucleus. The record is from RefSeq and is a predicted model, not a curated record. Gene Ontology annotation, molecular function: Hsp70 protein binding; nuclear import signal receptor activity.